CUCUUUCAGCCUCCUUCUCCUCGCUCUCUCUCUCUAACUCUCCUCGACCAGCUAGCUACUAUAUUGCUGAUCAAGAGCUCGAUCUCAAGCAGAAGCAGAAGCUAGCGUGUGCAGCUGCUGCAGGUUUGAUCGAUCGAUGGAGAACUUCCCGAUACUCUUUGCGACGCAGCCGUCGUCGUCUACCUCCAGCUCCUACCACUUCAUGAGCUCUUCCGCGGGCACGGGCGGCGGCCAUGACCACCGCCACCACCAUGGACUACAGGCAGGCGGCAACGGCGGCGGUGGAACCUCCCUGGGCCAUGGCUUGUUCAUGGGGUCCUCGUCGUCGCUGUCCAACUCCAAGGACGACGUGGACGGCGGCGGCGGCGGCCAGGAGGAGUUGUCUGCCGGAGUCGACGCAGCGGGUGACGGCGACAGGCUGCAGGGCGGCGCCGUCGCCGGAGCAGCAGGGAGGAAGAACGGGGAGAAGAAGGAGCGGCGGCCGCGGUUCGCGUUCCAGACGCGCAGCCAGGUCGACAUCCUCGACGACGGCUACCGGUGGAGGAAGUACGGCCAGAAGGCCGUCAAGAACAACAAGUUCCCAAGGAGCUACUACCGGUGCACGCACCAAGGGUGCAACGUGAAGAAGCAGGUGCAGCGGCUGUCGCGGGACGAGGCGGUGGUGGUGACCACGUACGAGGGCACGCACACGCACCCCAUCGAGAAGUCCAACGACAACUUCGAGCACAUCCUCACCCAGAUGCACAUCUACUCCUCCACCGCCUCCUCCGCCUCACCUCAUCCUCUCUUCCUCCCUUCCUCUUCAUCCUCACCUGCUGCUGCUGCUCAUUCCACACACCUCUUCCAGUAGCUGCUUCAGUUCUCUCUCUCGAUUAAUUAGCAGAUAUUCGUCAUAUCAUACGCAACAACAGAUGUAUUUCACAUGUACAUGAUCAAUGCAUGCCAAAUGCCAAUCUUCUCAUGUGUAUAUGCAGUGCAUGCAUAUAUCCAUGGGUGGAAAUUUAGAAAGGAAUUAAGAGGCUUUGUUAAUUUUGUACAUUAACCUUAGAGAUCGAUGAGGUGCAGUACGUGCUGUAAGAGAAAACUAGCUAGUGAAUAAUAAUAAUAAUAAUAAUAAGCAUGAUAUA
Oryza brachyantha (malo sina) is the source of this 1127-nucleotide messenger RNA. RefSeq names its product probable WRKY transcription factor 56. Lineage: Eukaryota; Viridiplantae; Streptophyta; Magnoliopsida; Poales; Poaceae. Bases 137 to 850 code for a protein of 237 amino acids. Gene Ontology annotation, biological process: regulation of DNA-templated transcription. The record is from RefSeq and is a predicted model, not a curated record. Gene Ontology annotation, molecular function: sequence-specific DNA binding; DNA-binding transcription factor activity. The transcript is spliced from 2 exons.